UCGCAAGAUGGAAUGGCUUUUACCUUUGGCUUGUUGUGAUAAAACAUUGUUGAGAGAGUAAAUUUUACAUAAAUAAAUUUCCGCGGGAUUUUCACUCGAAUUUCAUAGCAUUUUAUUAAAGUGAAUUAGUUCCAGAAGAUAUUUAAAACAUGGAGAACGAUGAUGAUAUGAUAGUUGUUAUAGUAGGCGACGAAAAUGAAUACGAAAAUGUAGAAAAUACUGUUUCUUUUAUUAAAACGGAAGUCGACGAUGAGGAUUGUAAAUAUGAUAUAGAAAAUUUAAUAGGAGCCGCUCACACUUUCGGUGAAGAGGUGUCGUUAAAUGACAUUUUCAUAAAAGAAGAGCCACAGGACGAUGAAUAUUUAAAUGAAAAUGACAUAAAGACUGAAGUAGACUCUGAAUAUGACGACAAUAUGGACUAUAUUCCUGAGAAUGAGGAUAGUACAAAUAAUUUUCCAGAGUAUGAUGACCAUACAGAAAAUUUCCCUGAUGAUGAUACCGACUAUGUACCAGAAGAUGAUGAAGAGGAUGCAGUUGAUGAAGUGACUGAUAUCGAACCUAAAAAGAAAAGAAGAUAUACAAUGAUUAAGCCAUGGCAGCAGAAAUCUUUUGUGAAAGAACUGAGACAACAGUAUCCUGAGUUAGUUAAUAAAAAAAAGUUAAUUAAAACUCUAUCAGGUAUAAUGAAGAUGGUCAAACCGCCUCCCCCACCUUUGGAUUAUUACAUGUUGAAUGGGAUUAUGUUAGAAUGUCUGUACUGUCACCGGUUGUCAGAGACCAUACCUGCUGCUGCACGUCACUAUCAAGAGAAGCAUGGUCCUCGCUAUCUCAUCUGCUAUGCCUGCGGAGCUGACUUUAGAAGUACAACAAAUCUGUACAAGCAUGAGAAGCGCUGCAAUGCACCUGAUGCUGUAGUGGUGCUGCAGGCGCGCGCACUCUGCCUCGGCCGCUCCGGUGGCAAGCGCCCACAUCCGCCAUCACUCUCACCCUUACCCCCGCACAAAUAUUCGUGUGAUCUGUGCUCGGCGGAGUUCGUGUCGCGCAGCACGCUGCAGGCGCACGAGUUCAUGCACCUCGGCCUGCGCCCCUUCCGCUGCGACUCCUGCCCCGCACAGUACACCUCGCGCUCCGCCCUCUCGCGUCACGCGAAGAAGCACAGCGGCGUGCGGUACGAGUGCGCGCAGUGCGGGCGCACGUUCACCGCCAAGAGCGCGCUCGUGACGCACCUGCACACGCACCGCGCCGGCAAGCGCUUCGUCUGCGAGCUCUGCGGCAAGCAGUUCGCGCAGAAGUUCGCGCUGCAGCUGCACGCCGACACCCGCCACCGCCGUCUGCCGCCGCCCUGCGCCUGCCAUCUCUGUCCCAAGAGGUUUCGCAGAAAGUCCGUCCUCAAGGAGCAUAUGAAGAGAGUGCACGGAAUGGAUUUAAUUACAAGAAAGAUGUUCUUCAAAACAUUACCGCAGCUGACGGAGACGCAGCUGAAACACGCCAAAGUGGUUCUCAAGAGUGAGGAGGCGAUGCUCGCCGCGCGACCUCUCACUGACGCGUGACGUCACACCGCCACCUGUGCCCGCAGUGACGUCACCGCGCACUCAGUGACGUCACCGCGCGCUCAGUGACGUCACCGCGCGCUCAGUGACGUCACCAGCAGCUGUACAAGUCGGGUACGUGUUUCCAAAAUAUGUUAAUACGAAUGUGAUUGUUGGAAGACAUUAGUAAAUAUAUGUUUAAUUAUUUUAUGUUAUAAUUUAAAUGAUUACAAUGCAAUUGUUAUUGUUACACUGAAGAUGUAAUGUGAGCUGGAUUCUUGUUGUAUUUUCUCUUAGUUUAUAAACGCUCCGCGGAAUUAGAUAAAGUACAUUCGCUCCGAAGCGAUUCCAUAACGAACUUUAAAAAUGUAUAGAACUGAGAAUAACUUUGUAUAAGUCACAGAUUGUCGCGCGUUAAUUCGUUAUGGAAUCGCUUGGAGCGAAUGUACUUUGUGUUACCUCUCUGGAUAGUCAGAGAAACUGGAUAAACAAAAGUCCGAGGGAAUGGUUUCUCGCUUAUCCAGAUUGGACAAUAUUUUGUCUCUUAUACUUAAUUAAGAUAGUCAAUAUGUAUUUAUUGUUAACUGAAUACAGA
Molecule: messenger RNA, 2124 nt
Organism: Papilio xuthus (Asian swallowtail)
Lineage: Eukaryota; Metazoa; Arthropoda; Insecta; Lepidoptera; Papilionidae
Product: zinc finger protein 674
Exons: 8
Coding region: 150-1550 (466 amino acids)
Source: RefSeq, a predicted model, not a curated record